Fonsecaea erecta is the source of this 774-nucleotide messenger RNA. RefSeq names its product 1-(5-phosphoribosyl)-5-[(5- phosphoribosylamino)methylideneamino] imidazole-4-carboxamide isomerase. The transcript has 3 exons. Gene Ontology annotation, molecular function: 1-(5-phosphoribosyl)-5-[(5-phosphoribosylamino)methylideneamino]imidazole-4-carboxamide isomerase activity. The record is from RefSeq and is a predicted model, not a curated record. Lineage: Eukaryota; Fungi; Ascomycota; Eurotiomycetes; Chaetothyriales; Herpotrichiellaceae. Bases 1 to 774 code for a protein of 257 amino acids. Gene Ontology annotation, cellular component: cytoplasm. Gene Ontology annotation, biological process: L-tryptophan biosynthetic process; L-histidine biosynthetic process.
AUGACUCGCUUCCGGCCCUGCAUCGAUCUCCACGCCGGCCAGGUCAAACAGAUCGUCGGCGGGACUCUGAACACCCAGGAAUCCGAGCUGAAGACCAACUACGUCUCACAACAUCCGGCGGGAUACUUUGCAAAUCUCUAUCGCGAUGCCAAUCUCUCGGGCGCCCACGUCAUCAUGUUAGGACCGGGGAAUGAACAGGCUGCAAAGGAGGCGCUGGCCGCCUGGCCGGGACGACUCCAGGUCGGUGGUGGCAUCACCGACGCCAAUGCAAAGGAUUGGAUUGAAGCUGGCGCCGAGAAGGUCAUUAUAACGUCGUUCCUGUUUCCCAGUGGCCGCUUUUCCCUGGAGCGAUUGAAGUCUGUACUCGCGACGUUGGCGGAGGACCGAGACAAACUCGUCAUCGACCUCAGCUGCAGGAGGAGGGGCAAUACGUGGUUCGUGGCCAUGAACAAGUGGCAGACUAUCACAGAGAUGGAGAUCACCAGGGAAAGCAUCAAGAUGCUCGAGCCCUAUUGUUCGGAAUUCCUCAUCCAUGCGGCCGACAACGAAGGCCUCCAGCAAGGCAUCGACACCGAGCUCGUCACAGCCUUGGCCGACUGGUGCAUGAUACCGGUGACAUAUGCCGGUGGUGCUCGCACUGUGGCAGAUCUUGACCUCGUGAAGCAGUGCAGUCAAGGCAAAGUUGACCUGACCAUUGGCAGUGCCUUGGAUAUCUUUGGCGGAGGUGGCGCCAGAUUCGAAGAUUGUGUUAGAUGGAAUGCAGACAAUGCCUAG